AGCUGCCUUUUAGUGCCAACUAUCUGUGCCAGUCAGUGCCACAUAUCAGUGCCAGUUAGUGCCACCUAUGAGUGCUGCCAAUCAGUGACGCCUAUCAUUGUCAGUCAGAGUUGCCUAUCAGUGCCCAUCAUUGCCACCUAACAGUGCCCGUCAUUGCCACCUAACAGCUCCACACCAGUCAGUGCCACCAAUCAGUGCCGCCAGUCAGUGUCAUAUAUAAAUACUGCCUUUCAGUGCCCAUCAGUGAUGUCUGUGAAUGGCCUCCAGUGAUG
Molecule: messenger RNA, 272 nt
Organism: Staurois parvus
Lineage: Eukaryota; Metazoa; Chordata; Amphibia; Anura; Ranidae
Source: the annotation of a GenBank genome assembly